This is a messenger RNA of Anoplopoma fimbria (sablefish), 969 nucleotides long. It is a transcript of the gene insyn1, whose product is annotated as inhibitory synaptic factor 1. The record is from RefSeq and is a predicted model, not a curated record. Gene Ontology annotation, biological process: inhibitory postsynaptic potential. Gene Ontology annotation, cellular component: postsynaptic density. Lineage: Eukaryota; Metazoa; Chordata; Actinopteri; Perciformes; Anoplopomatidae.
AUGUCCCUCAGCAGAGCUCCGGCCCGGGACACCUCUGAGACCCCCAGCCCGAGAGAACGCAUCCGCAGCCACAUGAAGAUGGUGAUCGACCAGCUGGACGGCAUACUCAAAGAGCUCAAGGAUGUGGCCAAGGAACUCCGGGAGGUGGUGGGUCAGAUCGAUAAACUAACGUCCGACUUUGACUUUGACCUGGAGCCAGAUGACUGGACGGUGGCCACCGCCAGCAGCACGUCCAGCAGUGAGCGAGGUUUGGGAGAGGCCUUCAGGCUGGACUUCCUCAAUGCAGAUGUGCUCUCUGAUAGUUGGGAGUUCUGCAGCUACCUGGAGGCUUCCGGCGCCUCCGCCCGCAUACCUGGUGAGCAACCGAGAGAUCUGCGGGCAGAGCUGGGACGCGGGACCAUCCCCACCCAGACGCAGACCCCCCCCGCCCCCUCCACUGCCUCGGUGUACUCCCAGAUGAACGGCGGGCUGCCCAUCCCCAAUGGGCCGCGCAUUAUUACUCCGGAUUCAUCCAGCGAGGAGGCCAGCAGCUCCACGCACAGCCACAAGACUUCUCGUACCUCCGGCACAAGAGAGAGGGUCCGCUUCAGUGACAAAAUUCUUUACCACGCAUUGUGCUGUGAUGAUGACGAGGAUGAAGAGGAGGAGGAGCAAGAGGAAUUACAGGAAGACAAGAGUGGCUGUGCUACGCCGGAUAGCGAUAGUGACGCCGGUCUGCCGACGAGCUCGGUAGCCCCCAAACGUUCUUCCUCCGAGCACUCACUCCUCCAUAACUGUCUGGACCCUUCCUAUGUCUCCUCGCCGAUGAAGGGAAUGAAGGGAGCUCACACACUACCCAGGAGAGGUCUCUUAAACCCCGGCUGCCGCAAAAAACUGUUACGAAAUAGCAGCACACAAACUGUCUCUGACAAGAGCACCCAAACUGUACUGCCCUAUAUUCCAACCAAACAGAAAACAAAGGACCACUGA